Messenger RNA from Pecten maximus, 3054 nucleotides. RefSeq lists its product as uncharacterized. Bases 178 to 2103 code for a protein of 641 amino acids. Gene Ontology annotation, biological process: transmembrane transport; monocarboxylic acid transport. The record is from RefSeq and is a predicted model, not a curated record. Gene Ontology annotation, molecular function: monocarboxylic acid transmembrane transporter activity. The transcript has 6 exons. Lineage: Eukaryota; Metazoa; Mollusca; Bivalvia; Pectinida; Pectinidae.
ACAGACCCGCAAGUGUGUUACUCAUGUGUGUGUAGCGUGUCAACGACCUUAUCUCAAUGACCUUUCAUAUCUGCCCUGGCCACGAGAAAAUUCACAUAGUGCAUGUCACCUUGUACUGUUAAGUUUUUUUUAUUAAGGUUUGUACUUCACGGGACACUUUAAGAUGGUUGGAUACUGAUGUUGUGUUUACAGAAACAUGUUGUAAAGGCUGAAGAAUUACACAACGGAAUGACCGAUUUAAGCGAUGACAAAGAAGGGAGAAAUCCGAUUAUGUCCAUGGAAUCCGGGUCCCGUCCUAACGGGAAAGCGCAACUAGACACAGAUUCUGGACGUUCCAAUAUGUCUGACGUCAAGAUGAAGGAGGGCGGUUACGGAUGGGUGAUUGUUGGCGCGAGCUUCUUUAACAUGUUCUGCCUGGAUGGACUUAUAUCGAUAUAUGGCCUCCUGUAUCCAGAUCUUCUCGCCAAUUUUGGGGCGGAACCUGCCAUCACAGCACUUCCCGGUUCUCUCGUGGUCGGAAUGUCCUGUUUCCUAGGUCCCGUGUGUGGCAAGUUGAUCCGGAGGUUCGGAGUUCGAAAGAUAGUAGUACUGGGAUCUUUUGUAACUAGCGUGGGCUUUGUAUGUAGCUUCAGCGCCCAGUCUAUCACGGCCCUCUUCUUCACUCACGGUCUUCUUACAGGAAUUGGAUGUGGGCUCUUCUAUCUACCGUCAAUCACUUUGGUAAAUACGUAUUUUGACAGGAAGCGGGGUAUCGCGCAAGGCAUAAUUACUGCCGGAAGUGGAAUGGGUGUCAUCGUGCUAUCGCCACUGACCAAGUUCCUGAUGGGCCAAUACGGCUGGAGGGGUGUCCUCUUAUUGUGGGCGGGGUUUGUGCUGAACAUAAGUAUUUCUGGACUGCUUAUGCGACCUUCUCCUGAACAGGGAAAUAACAGCAGACACGGUAACCCUAUGGAAUCGAACCCAGAUCCACAGAAUUCUUCACAAGUGAAACAUUACGUAUGGUCAUAUUGUUCUCUUAAUAAAAAUGAUUGUCCAGAGAAGCAAAAUGAUGAAAUACAAAAUGGAAGGACACCAAAUAGAUUUGUUUACGUUGAGAACAUUGAUCAUUCCAGUACUCGUAGUCUACCGCACCAUUACAUAGAUAAACAGGAUAUAUCAUCGGAACACAUCGGUCCUUAUCGAUCUCUUCAGUGUGUCCAUCACCCAAAACCAAAGCAGCAUAAACAGAGGCCGAACUGUGUAGAGAACAUGUUUGACAGAACAGAUAUUUUUCUAACCGGAAGUACAAAUAUAUUAAAGACGCAUGCGUCCAAUAAAUCCUUUCAUUCCAAACAUGUUGAGGAGAUGGUAUUGACAGAUAUCAGUGUUUUAGAUAAUACGUCAUAUAUGACGUCAGACAGUGAUGUAAGAUGCGGGAAAUGUACGUUUAAACCAUUUACAAAGGACCCCGCCUUCCUGCUUCUUGUCGCGGGUUCAGUCAUGGCUCAAAUGGCACAACAUAUCCCGAUGACGUUCAUUCCUGAUUACUGUGAACAGAUCGGACUGGAAAGCAAAGACAUAGCUUCGCUCUUCAUCCUUUUCGGUGUAGUGAAUAUGGCUGGGAGAUUCGGGAGCGGACUUCUUGCCUCGUUAAGGAUGUUCAGUCCGCUGGUUGUUUGUAAUCUCGGCUCGAUCGCCUGUGGAGUUGCCUGCUUGCUGUUUUGGCUGUGCACGUCAUUCGAGACUCUGGCGGUUUUUAUCGCUAUAUACGGUUUCUUUGUUGGUUUUUCCUGUCCCACACAACCGCUGAUUACGCUAGAAUACGUUGGAUUGGAGAAUCUCACGCCAGCAUUUGGACUAGUUACCAUGGCAAAAGGACCCGCCGCCAUGGUUGGACCACCACUGGCUGGUGGCCUGUACCAGCUCACACAAAACUAUUAUUACGCAAUUGUGUUCGCUGGGGGUCUCCUUGGACUGUCAGGGGUAGGACAGUCCAUCAUGCCGUUUGUAGCAAAAUAUCGUCUUCAGAAGCAGGAAGCUCCCGACACAGUCGUCAUGCCUCCCGAUCUGGAUGACGCAGAUGCAACUUCCGGCGAACAAGAUUCAAGAGGAAACCAUUUAUGACGUCAUUUGUGCUUAGCGUCAUAAAGCUUUUAAAUUUCACAGAAUCGUAUUUUAUGAACACAAGUGGCAUUGACAUUGCUGCUUGAAACUGCUUAGUGUUUAUCUCUCAGGGAGCUCACUUUAAACGAAGUGACGCAUGCGCUCUAGUUGAUGCAAACAUCUGGUCAGAUGGAUUGCUAUCCUUAGACAUGCAACGAACACAGACGUAUAUAUUACAUAAUAAACGUCUCUGCAACGAGUAAUUGCUUGUAUGGUUUAUUUGGAGCUUGAAUAAACAUAGUCUAUCUUUUGUUUUUAUUUAUAAACUAGUACGUAUUCAUUUUUUUGCGUAGUUAUUUUUUAUUCGUUCCAUCACUUAUAUGUAACGGGAAUAUAUUUUGUGAGUUAUGUCCCUUUGCUUGAGAGUUGUGUCCCUUAGCAGAAGUAUGUAUUUGUGUAUCUAUGAGAGUAUUUUGUUAAAUUAUAGUUGCAUUAUUAAUUGUGAGUGUAAAUAUAUCUGUUUAGAAUGUAAAAUAUAUGUAGUAUGAGGGUAAUUUAGUUAGGGAAUGUGUGUAAGUAUGAUUGUGUAUUUUAUAUUGAAAACAGUGUAUGCUAAUCUAUGUGCACCAUUGUGAAUGGGAAAAUGUGCUAGUUUAUAUGUGUGAAUGUAACGGGUACGUGUGUUGUAUGAAGAUAUAGAGGCCAUUGACUGGUACUUCAUUAGUUGCAAGUUGGUUGUAUACUUCCCUUCUAUACUUUCCUUUUUCCUUUCUGUACUUUCCUUAUACUAAACAGAAGCCAUUGGCUGGUUACUUUCCUUCAGUCUUUGGGUCUAUGUUUUGGGGUAAUAGCUGCUUCGUAUAUGACCGCGAUGGUAUGGAAGAUGGUUUAUGCUGUUGUGCUGUAAAUAGUUAUGGUUACUAGCUGUUGUAUAUUGCCAGUGAUGGUUGCUGAAUAAAUGAAGGACUUGUA